CAACCACCCGUUCUCCACAUUGCUCUCUCUCUCUCUCUCUCUCUCUCUCUCUCGCUGUUUAAUGGAAAUAUGAGAGAACGAAUGGAAAGACUGGUUCUUCUUCCUUUCACAUUUGGUUGUGUUUCUGAGUCUAGCGUUGCUGUUGGUGUACAGCCGCCCAGAAGAUCAAAAUCAGACACAAUUCCAUCUCCAAUAAGAACUAAAGAAGUAGGAGAUGAAGAAGAGGAAGAAGAUAGCUUAUCAGGUGAAAGCACGAAGAACUCAUUUAGAUCCUUGUCCCUUCCAAAACCAAACAUAUCUACCAGUGGUAUUCACAGGCUCUUCAAGGGUUUCAAGAAUUUCUCUCAGAUAUUUGUGUACAAGGAUGAUGAUAUGGAAGAAGUAAUGGAAAUGGAUAUGGAAAUAGGGGGUCCCACGGAUGUGAAGCAUGUGACACACAUAGGCUGGGAUGGUUCUGCUUCUGCUGCAUCUGCAACGACUGACCCCAUUAGGGGAUGGGAUAAUCUCAUAUCUCCUGAUCUGCUCUCUGUUUCCCCUGUUUCUUGGAGCCAAUUUGAGCUCUCUAUGCCUUCCCAAGCUGAUGUUGCAGUUCCUCUCGUUAACGGCUCUUCCUCUUAAAUCGUCUAAAAGAGAUUGGUGGACUGAGGAUGUGAUUAUAUUUAAGACUAUAAAUCAAUGUCAUUGCCAAGUCCAAAUCGGAAUUCUAUAUCUCCCCCCUGUACUUACAUUUCCAUUAUGGUAGGCAGUACGUACAUUUCCAUUAUGGUUUUCUGAAGCUUUUUAAUGGUGUAAUGAGUGAUGAUGACUACUAUGUAUGGCUUUGUAAUUA
Molecule: messenger RNA, 829 nt
Organism: Prunus mume (Japanese apricot)
Lineage: Eukaryota; Viridiplantae; Streptophyta; Magnoliopsida; Rosales; Rosaceae
Gene: RIC4
Product: ROP-interactive CRIB motif-containing protein 4
Source: RefSeq, a predicted model, not a curated record